AUGGAUCAACCUGACCGGCAAGAUGCGCGCAUCAUCGUCGGCCUGUUCUACGACGAGACGGCGACGCGUGUCUUCUGCGAGGUAUACAGGAACGACCUGUACGGCAAGAAAUACGUCUGGUUCAUCCUCGGCUGGUACGAAAACGACUGGUACACGAAGACCGUGGAGGAUCUUGAACAUAGACUGAAGGAAGCGCACAUGGAGAUCGGCACCCGACAGAGCUUCGUCUCUGAUCCCACAGACGCCGUGAAGAAUCUAAAGAUUAGCAACGAAUGUGUCGCCAAGUUGAAGACCUUACUGCGGGUCCGCAUUGAAAACCCGCGUAUGAAGCUCGGUUUGAUGCACCUAGUAACAAUAUCCAAGGUGAUAUCUCAAGUACCGUUUACUGCUCAGUACAAGCUUGCACAACAGCAGGGAUCGCUGCGAAACUGCUCUCCGAGCAAUAAGACUGAGAAGAGGCUGCAGAAGCGCAACGACAGUCUGAAGAACUUCACUUACCAGCGACGCGACAUCAUGCGCGAGAUCUACGCGGCCAUGAACAGCACCAGCUUCAUCGGCGUGUCGGGAAACGUCACCUUCUCACAAGCUGGUGACCGUAUUGCCCUGACACAGUUGGAACAGAUGAUCAAUGGAACGUAUGUUGGAACAAUCGCAAUUCAUGAGCAUUCAUUCAACAUCUACUUCAGGAAGCGAAGGUACAUCCGUAUGUCUGCGCCGAACCUGAACAACAUCAGCAUGGUUGGCAUCUGCAUCUGUCUGUUCAGCAUUGUACUGCUCGGUCUGGACAACAGACUGCUCUACCAGCAUCAGAAUGGCUUCACCUUCGUCUGCAAGAUGCGGGCAUGGCUGCUUACCAUUGGCUUUACACUUGCCUAUGGAGCCAUGUUUGCUAAGGUGUGGACCGUACAUCGACUAGCAACCAAGGCCAAGAAGGAUGCCAAGAAAGCCAUAGGCAAGCUGAUCCAGAGCUGUCAUCGACGCCUGUUGCAUAUCUCGCCGGAACUCGAAACCUCGGCUCUUAACAAUGAGUUUAGCUACGAGGACCUCGGCGGCUGGCGUCUGUACGUCGUCAUCGUCGUGCUCCUCGCCAUUGACGUCAUCAUGCUCGGGGCGUGGGAGCUGAAGGACCCGCUCGGACGCGUCAUGGCGCAGUUCCCGAAGGAGGACGUCAUGACAGACGAGGACAAGAGCCUGCUGCCGAUGCUCGAACACUGCAAGUCGCGCAACCACGAGAUCUGGCUCGGGGUCAUGUAUGCCUAUAAGGGCCUGGUGCUUAUAUUCGGCAUUUUCCUCGCGUACGAGACGCGGAGUCUGAAGAUCAAGCAGAUGAACGAUUCGCGGUUCGUGGGAAUGAGCAUCUACAACGUUGUGGUGCUCUGUCUCAUCACGAGUCCCGUGACGAUGAUCAUCGACGACCAGCAGAACGCCAGCUUCACGUUCGUCUCGCUCGCCAUCAUCUUCUGCAGCUUCCUCACGAUGGCGCUCAUCUUCAUCCCCAAGUUCAUGACGCUGUGGCGCUAUCCUCGGGAAGGGUCCGAGUCGACGGCCCUCACCGAUAACUUUCCCAGCAAGGAGGAGGAGGAGCGUCUGCAGAAGUUGACAGCAGAGAACGAAGAGAUCAAGAAGCAGAUUGCGGAGAAAGAGGAGAAGAUCCGGAGCUUGAACGCGGCGUUACAAGAGCGAUCCCGUCUACGAGCCGCCAUCACCGCCAAGCAGGCAGGUGCUGCCAUCACCGGCGCCGCCGUCGCGCUCGCAGCGCCCUCACACGCCGGAACCGGCACGCCACCUAGCGAGCCGGCGAGCCAGGAGACCAUCGCGGAACAGGACGAGUACACGUUCACGAUCGACUGCGAUCCGGCGAUAUGUCCGAUGGCGACGCCCGAGUCGAGCUUCAUCGUCGAUCCGAACUCGGAUUCGGGCAUACACAGCGCGUCGAACGCGAAGAGCAGCAAGGGAUCAGCGGCAGCGAUUCCCAAUGCGCUGCCCCAGCGCCACCAAGCGGCCGGCGCGGCACCCAACGCUUUCCAAUACACGAUCGCCGUCGACGUCGCUUGUGGCGCCCCCGCGGCCGGUGGCGCCCCCGCGUGCAGCUUUGCUGCCAGCUCGGAUUCCGGCGUGCACGGUUGCAGUACGGGAAAGAAUCGGAGCGGCUCGGCUGGCGGCGGCGAGCAGGGGAAGGAGGUUCCUCCCUCGCCGCCGCUGCCGCCUCCUCUCGCCGCCGGUGACGCGUUGCCGACAUGA
Molecule: messenger RNA, 2241 nt
Organism: Priapulus caudatus
Lineage: Eukaryota; Metazoa; Priapulida; Priapulimorpha; Priapulimorphida; Priapulidae
Product: gamma-aminobutyric acid type B receptor subunit 1-like
Exons: 19
Coding region: 1-2241 (746 amino acids)
Biological process (GO): gamma-aminobutyric acid signaling pathway; G protein-coupled receptor signaling pathway
Cellular component (GO): membrane; G protein-coupled receptor heterodimeric complex
Molecular function (GO): G protein-coupled GABA receptor activity
Source: RefSeq, a predicted model, not a curated record